Messenger RNA from Aspergillus campestris IBT 28561, 900 nucleotides. Its product is annotated as MBL fold metallo-hydrolase. The transcript has a single exon. Gene Ontology annotation, biological process: glutathione metabolic process; hydrogen sulfide metabolic process. The coding region runs from base 1 to 900 and encodes 299 amino acids. The record is from RefSeq and is a predicted model, not a curated record. NCBI's taxonomy places the organism in Eukaryota, Fungi, Ascomycota, Eurotiomycetes, Eurotiales, Aspergillaceae. Gene Ontology annotation, molecular function: sulfur dioxygenase activity.
AUGGAACCCAUCGUCCACACCGUCUUUGAACCUACCACCGGCACCUGGCAGUACGUCGUGGCCUGUCCAUCCACCCGUGCCGCCGCCAUCAUCGACCCCGUCUUGGACUUCGACUUGGCAUCCGCCACCAUCACCACCCGCUCCGCUGACUCCCUGCUUGCCCUAGUCAAAGAGCACAACUACACCGUCGCCUACCUCCUCGAGACGCACGCCCAUGCGGACCACCUCACGGCCGCCGCUUACCUGCAGGAGAAGCUAGUGGCGUCGGGGCAGCCCCGGGCCCCGAUCUGUAUUGGCGCGCGCAUCCGCACCGUGCAGGAGACAGCCGCCCAGAAAUACCACAUCCCCGAGUCGGAGCUCGCCCAGGCCUUUGACAGACUGCUCGCCGACGAUGACCAACUCCCCCUCGGCAACCUCUCCAUCACCCUACUCUACCUCCCCGGCCACACCCCGGACCACAUGGGCUACCGCAUUCAAGACAACAUCUUCACUGGCGACUCCAUCUUCAAUCCCGACGUUGGCAGCGCCCGCUGCGACUUCCCCGGCGGCGACGCCCGCGCCCUCUUCCACUCCAUGAAAACUCUCCUCAGCCUGCCGCCCCACGUCCGUCUGUACACAGGCCACGACUACCCGCCUGCGCCGGCCACAGAGGCAGACGCCAAGCGGGCGCCGCUGGCGUACGUCACUGUCGCCGACCAGAAAGAGCGCAAUAAGCACGCCAAGGACGGCAGCGCGGAGGAGGACUUUGUGCAGUGGAGAGCGGACCGCGACAGCGGCUUAAAUGAACCCCGGUUGUUGCAUCCCGCGCUGCAGGUUAAUGUCCGUGGAGGCCGAAUGCCGGUCGGGAUGGAGAUGGCGAUGACGCCCGGAGGGGACAAAGUGGGUCUGCGGUGGGGUUGA